Messenger RNA from Trichoplusia ni (cabbage looper), 2594 nucleotides. Its product is annotated as myeloid differentiation primary response protein MyD88-like. The coding region runs from base 162 to 1406 and encodes 414 amino acids. Gene Ontology annotation, biological process: innate immune response; Toll signaling pathway; positive regulation of canonical NF-kappaB signal transduction. Gene Ontology annotation, molecular function: Toll-like receptor binding; TIR domain binding. The transcript is spliced from 5 exons. Gene Ontology annotation, cellular component: plasma membrane. Lineage: Eukaryota; Metazoa; Arthropoda; Insecta; Lepidoptera; Noctuidae. The record is from RefSeq and is a predicted model, not a curated record.
UUGUUUAUCUGUGCUCUUACAUUGUGCGUGAGGUGUUUUGUCAUUUUGACGAUAUUUUGAGACCUAAUUUUAAGGAAAACAUACGUAAAAUAUUAUUGUUAACAUUUAAGAUAAUCUUGUAGCUGAAAUGAGUAUGUUCUGAAAGUUAAUAAGCAAGAAAUAUGAAGGCUGAUAACGAAAUACAUUCGUUGCCUGUGUCAUGUCUUCCACUGCGGAGUCGAGAACUAUUAACAUGUUUGUUGGAUACACCUAAAAUAAUUCCAACCGAUGGACCCGAAAAGCUACCCAGAGACUGGCGGGGCCUGGCCUACCUUGUCAAUGUUUCAUCAGAAAAGGCUGCAUAUAUCCAGAUGCGUCCCAACAAAACUAUUGAGGUAUUGGACAUCUGGCAACAGGACCGCACAGCCACUAUCGGUCAGCUACUAAAUCAUUUAGUACGCCUAGACCGCUAUGACGUGCACGACGACUUAAGUGAAGAUCUCAGAGAGGCAAUGAAGAGAGGUGAACUAGUAGUUAAUAGACAGAAUCAAAUUGCAAUAAAUAACAACAACAAUAACACUAGCAACAGUAAUCAGGAGCAAGUGUUUCGAGCCAUCACUUACGACGACAGACCUGGUCACGAGCAGCACUAUGAUGCAUUUGUGCUUUACGCUAAAGAAGACAAGGCAUUUGUCAAUGAGCUGCUGGAGCGAAUGAGAGCUGAAGGCUUCCAGAUGUGUACUGAGGACAGCCUGCAGGCCGGCCACAUGACGCCGUACGCUCCGGUGGCGCAGCUGAUCUCAGAGCGGUGCAAGCGCAUCAUCCUGGUCUGCUCGCCAGAGUUCCUCAGCAGCCAAGCCAACACGUUCUAUAGAGAUUACGCUCAGGCCGUCAGCAUCGAGUCAAGCUACCACAAAAUUAUUCCAAUAAUGUACCGUGAGUGCCAGCUGCCGUCGCACCUGGCGUUCUAUCACAAGCUGUACUACAACGAGGACGAGGAGCGCGCCCUGUACGACUUCUGGCAGAAGCUGAAGCAGUCGCUAGAGCUGGCGCGCGGGGCGGGGCCGCGCCGCCUGCUGGCCCCGCCCGGGCCCCGCCUGCUGGCCGCGCCCGGGCCCCGCCUGCUGGCCCCGCCCGGGCCCCCGCCGCCGCCGCAGAUCAACAUCGUGGAGCUGCCUCCCUCCUCCUACCUGAACGACUACCUCGACGAGAACCUCUUCCUCCCGUCCACAAAUCGCAGUAUCUCGAUGAACGACCUCGACUGCCUCAAUACAGACUCCAUGAAAGGCGAGAGUCGGUCUCUGUGCAGUGUUAGUCAGAGAAGUGGUUCUAGCGACGAGAAGAAGAAAAAGCCAGGCAAACUGACGCGAAUCCUGAACACUUUAAAACUUAAGAAACCGAAGAAAACCAUUAUGAUCGCUCAUUAGGCAUGUUUUGUAGACUAGUUGGGACAUGAACUUCACUCCGCUUGAGUGUAAGAAAUGAAAAUAAUGAGAAAGUGUUUAUAUUGAAAGUAAUUGAUUUCUCAGUUAAUGCAAAAUGUGUGCGGUAUUAAAAUGUGCCUUCGUCGUAAUGGAUAUGUCAUUUAAAUAUUGACCAUGACCAUUCAAAUAAGAUUUUCUCGACCUGUUUUUGCAACUAAUGAAAGUUUUCAUUCCGAGAAUACGAUCACUUUUGAAGAGGGACUUUUCAGAAAUAUGUCUAAAUAUAUCAAUCCUAUCUCAUAAAUAGUGGUGAUGAUACAUGAGUAUCCCUAUAUAGUCACAGUAUCUUACAAGUACAUCAUAAAAUAGCUGUAUAUGCAUCAUAAUUUUAAGACUGGGUAACAAUUUACAAAUGAUAUAUUUUUGAUAAAUGGUCUCCAAGUGAUUUGCUAUUAAAAAAAUAUUUGUAUGUAUAUGGUCAUGCUCCAAAGAACAGUUGUAGAUUAGCCCUUUAACUGCGUUUUAUAAGCUUUAUAAAGUGGUCUGACAACUUCUAAGUUGCACAUAUUUUGCAGAGAAAAAGUUUUCAUAAAAUGAACGAAGUAUAUUUUAUUGUUAAAUUGUAAUAAAAUGUUUAAGCGAAGAGAAUUGAAUAGUCGUAAUAAUAUGAUUUAAUGCUUUUACUGUAAGUGAAUCUUGGAUCAUCUAUUUUGUGGACACCUCAGGUCGACACGAAAUACUUUUUUUACCCAAAAUACUCGAUAAUGUUACUAAAAAAAGAAAUAAAAACGCACAAAUAAUAAAGAAUCCUAUUCUCAUAAUACUACCAAUGAAGCAGUUAUAUAAAUGCUAUUCCGCCGGGUCUCAAUAAAUUAAAAAUAUAAAAAAAGUGUGAUUGUUUAUGAACUUUUAUACAAAAAUCGUAAAUGUUAAUUGUACGCCGUGUUUUCAAUUUUAUAACCAUAAUCUAUUCUUGAAGAAGAAAAAAUGGAUAAGGGAUUUUUGAAUUUUAUAAAAUGUUGCAAUUUUUUAAAUGUUUACCCAAUAUUCCUGUACCUUGGCACUUUAGUGCAUUUGUUUUGUAAGAUAUAUACGGGAAAAUUUAAAUCUGUGAUUGAGUGCGACGUGCCUUUUGUAAAACAUGAGAAUACGUCUGUUAUAUUUUCUGUAAAUAUAUUGGUAUAUUAGUCA